AUGGCAGGAUGCGCAAUGAAUUUCCAGUUUUCGAGUGUUGUGAAAUUCAGAAACGAGAUCUCUUCGUUGAGGAUUUGCAAUCGAGACUCUGCAUUUGGAAAUUUUGUUAAGGAAAUGAAAGUUCCUGUUUUGCGGAUUAGUGGUUUUUCAGGUAGGCAAAGGUCGAGGCUUUUGAUGGUUAGUAUGUCUCAGUCUCCAUCUGAGCCGCAGCUAUCUGGUGCUGCUGCGGCUACUGAAGUAACGAAAGGAGAAGAAAGUGAUAGCAUCUUAAGGAAUGGCAAUGUUAAAAACUUGGGAACUGAUCAACCGGAAAGUGAUGGUUUAGUUGGGGAUAGCUUUAGUGGUAGUGAUGGUAAUGGUGGAAUUAAUAACGGUGGUGGUGGAGGUGGAAAUGGUGGAGGAGAAGGUGAUGGAGGAGAAGACUAUGAAGAAAAAGAGUUUGGACCUUUAUUGAAAUUUGAAGAGGUGAUGAGAGAGACGGAAGCUAGAGGAGCUACUCUUCCAUCUGAUAUGUUGGAGGCUGCUAAGACCUUUGGGAUACGCAAAUUGCUUCUCCUUAGGUACUUGGAUUUGCAGAGCUCAGCUGGUCUGCUUGGGUUUGCUAUAAGAUCAUGGUCUAUGCUUCGGAACAGAAUGUUGGCUGAUCCAUCUUUCCUCUUCAAAAUAGGGACUGAGAUAGUCAUUGAUUCAUGUUGUGCAACUGUUGCUGAAGUUCAAAAGAGAGGGAAAGAUUUCUGGGCGGAGUUUGAGUUGUAUGUAGCUGAUCUUUUGGUUGGAGUUGUGGUUAACGUUGCUCUGGUCGGUAUGUUGGCGCCUUUUGUCCGUUUUGGUCAACCAUCAGCAUCAAGUGGCUUCUUAGGAGGCAUGCUCAAUGCUUAUAAUGCACUUCCUAGCAGCGUGUUUGAAGCUGAAAGACCAGGAUGUAGAUUUUCUGCACAACAGAGGCUUGCUACAUAUUUCUACAAGGGUAUAAUGUAUGGUGCGGUUGGGUUUGGAUGUGGCAUCGUAGGUCAAGGCAUUGCUAAUCUGAUCAUGACUGCUAAACGAAGCAUAAACAAGUCAGAAGAAGACAUUCCAGUACCACCGCUCAUCAAAAGUGCAGCUCUCUGGGGUGUAUUCUUGAGUGUUUCUUCGAAUACUCGAUAUCAGAUAAUCAAUGGUCUAGAGAGAGUGGUGGAAGCAUCUCCUUUCGCCAAGAAAGUGCCUCCGGCGGCUUUGGCCUUUACCGUUGGUGUAAGGUUUGCUAAUAACAUCUACGGUGGAAUGCAGUUUGUUGAUUGGGCAAGAUUGAGCGGUUGUCAGUGA
Molecule: messenger RNA, 1305 nt
Organism: Microthlaspi erraticum
Lineage: Eukaryota; Viridiplantae; Streptophyta; Magnoliopsida; Brassicales; Brassicaceae
Source: the annotation of a GenBank genome assembly